Cygnus olor (mute swan) is the source of this 1303-nucleotide messenger RNA. It is a transcript of the gene NDUFAF8, whose product is annotated as NADH:ubiquinone oxidoreductase complex assembly factor 8. Gene Ontology annotation, biological process: mitochondrial respiratory chain complex I assembly. Gene Ontology annotation, cellular component: mitochondrion. NCBI's taxonomy places the organism in Eukaryota, Metazoa, Chordata, Aves, Anseriformes, Anatidae. The transcript is spliced from 4 exons. The record is from RefSeq and is a predicted model, not a curated record. The coding region runs from base 412 to 681 and encodes 89 amino acids.
CAGGAAGCACAGCCGGUCCCGCAGCGGCGCCGCCAUCACAGCCCCGGUGCAGGCCCUGCCCGGCCCCGGCGCGGCCUCGGGGCUCCGCCCCCCGGAAGGAGCCGCCCGCCAAUGAGAGCGCGAGGCGCCGCGGCUCAGCCAGUCAGCAGCGAGGGGGGGCGGGGCUCCGGGCGGAAGCGGCCCCCGAGGUUGACGCCGGCGGCAGCGGGGCGGGGAGGCCGGAAGUAAACAACUGAACCCUCCACCAAUCAGAGCCACCCGCUACGGCUGACCAAUCCGAGCAAGCCUCGGGGACGACCAAUCAGCGUCCCGCUGCCCGCAGCUCUCCACCUAUCACGACACCGAGGAGGCGGGCUCCCUCCUUCCCCCAACGCGAGGGCGCGGCGGCGUGACUGACAGCUCGGGCGCCCAAUGAGCGCCGCGCCAACAUGGCGGCGCCCGGCCCGUGACGGGACGGCGGCGGCGAUGUCGGGCCGCGGCGUGUGGCUGCGGGCGAGGGCGCGGCUGCGGCGCUUCCCGGCGCUGCUGGGGGACUGCGGGGAGCAGGCCGCCGCCUACGGGCGCUGCGUGGCCGCGGCCUCGGCGGGCGGCGGGGAGGUGCGGCGGGACGGCUGCCUGCGGGAGUUCCGGGCGCUGCGGGACUGCUUCGCCCGCGCGGCGGCGGCGGCGGCGAGAACGUAACGGCGGCGAGAGAGGUGACAAUCGCGACGUGACGAUAGUCACGACACCGACACGACACGACGAUAGUCACGACCCCGCCCAAGGCACGCCGAUUAAUUUAAAAAAAUAAAGAUUCGGGUAAAAAUGCUUCAGCUUCUUUUAUUGAUGUGCAGCACAGCUCGGCCCCCCCCCCCCCCCCCCCCCCCCACUGCUACGAGCAGGCCCCGGCGGGGUUGGGUUGGGUUCUUCUCCUGCCGGCGCUGAGGAACGUCGGGAGCUUCUUUGGUCCUUCGCGGUCACCCCGGAAACGGCAACGGGUCCCCGGAAACGGCAACGAGUCCCCAGAAACGCCAACGGGUCCCCGAAAGCGCCAACGGGUCCCCGAAAGUGCCAACGAGUCCCCAAAAGCGCCAACGAGUCCUCGAAAACGCCAACGAGUCCCCGAAAAUGCCAACGAGUCCCCAAAAGCGCCAAUGAGUCCUCGAAAACGCCAACGAGUCCCCGGAAGCGCCAACGAGUCCCCAAAAGCGCCAACAAGUCCCCGAAAACGCCAACGAGUCCCCAAAAGCGCCAACAAGUCCCCGAAAACACCAGCGAGUUCCCAGAAACGCCAACGGGUCCCCAAAAACGCCAACGAGUCCCC